UACACCUCACCCACCCACCCACUUUCUGAUUCAGGAGCCCUCUCUCUCUCUCUCUCUCUCUCUCUCUCUCUCACACACACACGCACGCACACACACACACCCCUCUUCUCCCAUGGCGACGACAGCUCUCUGGAUUUUGAAGACAAUUUGCACGCGACAACGAGACGGACAGAGAUCAGCGAUAUGCACAUGACGACGACAACGACGGUGGUCUUAUUUUGAAGACAGUGAUGGUCAAAUACAGGUCACAAUUAGAAAUUUUCUUCCCCUCUUUCACAAAUCAGAAGGGAUAGAUUGUGUUCAUGCUUUUUGUUGCUUCAAACUUUGGGGUCUUGUUUGUAAAAUCUUUAAAUUUGCCGUGAAAUGCCCAACAAAAGGUUUGAGAUUUUUUUUUUGCAAUAUCCAGCUUAUGAUUUCAAUCUGUUUUUGCUUACUUGAGAUUUUGUGGUUACUGAUUUCUCAGAGAGAGGUGAUUUCACGCGAAGAGAAAAAGCAGGGGCAGAACUGUCUUUCGCCAACCCCGCUUCACCAACGACAGGGGCUUCACCAACGACAGGGGUACCCCUGUCGUUAGCAAAUCCACCUUCUGGCGGAUUACAAAUCCGAAGGCAGCAAAUCAGGGGCCAAAUCCGGGUGGCGUUUUUCACACCCAAACACCGGAGAAGAGGAGAAGGGGGAGUUCAUCUCCGGCCGCUUGGCAUAUCCGGGGGCAAAUCCCCCAUCCAAACAGGCUGCAAUCUUAUAAAAGGUCCCCAUGCCCAGAUUCUCCAAUCCUUCAAAACUCACAAGAAUCUACCAUAGACUUGUUAAUCCCCCUUUCCAAUCGAAACCCAUUUCAACCACGCCAGUCCCAACCCAUGACCACAUUGCCCAUCUCAUAUUAGAACAAAAAACAGCCACCCAAGCCCUCCAAACCUUCAGAUGGGCCUCAGACCUCCCCAAUUUCGCCCACUCCCAGUCCACAUACAGAGCUCUGAUCCACAAGCUCUGUACUUUCCGUCGGUUUGACACAGUCCACCAAGUGCUCGACGAAAUGCCCGGCUCAAUUGGGUCGCCCCCGGAUGAGGACAUUUUUGUCACACUUGUACGUGGUCUUGGACGGGCCAAAAUGAUACGUAAUGUCAUAAAAGUAGUUGAUUUAGUCUCUAAAUUUGAUGAAACCCCGUCGUUGAAAAUCUACAAUUCGAUUCUUGAUGUUUUAGUUAAGGAAGAUAUUGAUUUAGCUAGGAAAUUUUAUAGGGAGAAGAUGAUGGAGAGUGGGGUCCAGGGUGAUGAUUACACAUUUGGGAUUUUGAUGAAGGGACUUUGUUUGACUAAUAGAAUCGAUGAGGGGUUUAAGCAUCUGGCUGCAAUGAAGUCGUGCGGGUUGAUCCCGAAUACUGUUAUAUACAACACAUUGCUGCAUGCUCUUUCUAAGAAUGGGAAGGUUGGAAGAGCAAGGAGCUUGAUGAAUGAAAUGCUGAAACCCAAUGAAGUGACUUUUAAUAUAUUGGUAUCGGCAUAUUGUCGCGAAGGGAAUGUAGUGCAAGCUCUUGUGAUGUUGGAGAAGAGCUUCGGUAAUGGUUGUGUGCCUGAUGUUAUCACUGUGACUAAGGUUAUCGAAAUUUUAUGUAAUGAAGGCCGUGUUACUGAGGCGGUUGAAUUUUUAGAAAGAGUAAAGAGCAAUGGUGGCAGUGUUGAUGUCGUGGCUUACAACACCCUGAUCAAGGGCUUUUGUAAGAAAAGAAAAGCAAAAAUUGCAGUUGGCUAUUUGAAGGAGAUGGAGAGAAAGGGAUCUUUGCCAAAUGUAGAGACAUACAAUGUAUUGAUUUCUGGCUUCUGUGAAUCUGGGAUGUUGGAUUCAGCUAUGGACAUGUUUCAAGAAAUGAAAACGGCUGGAAUCAGCCGGAAUUUUGUGACGUUCGAUACUUUGGUCAACGGUUUGUGUUUUGGAGGAAGAACGAAUGAUGGGUUUAAGAUUUUGGAAUUGAUGGAAGAGAGUAAAGGGGGAUCAGGGGGUCGUAUUAGUCCUUACAACCAUAUCAUAUAUGGUUUGUACAAGGAAAAUCGAUUAAACGAAGCUUUUGAAUUUUUGUCUAAAAUGGGGAAACUUUUUCCUAGAGCUAUUGAAAGGAGCUCUAGGAUAUUAGGGUUAUGUAAAGAAGGUAGUAUUGACGACGUGAAGAGGGUUUAUGAUCAAAUGACCGAAGAAGGGGGGAUUCCAAGCGCUCUCGUGUGUUCAAGCUUAAUCCAUGGAUUUUGCCAAAAGGGGCUUAUCAAAGAAGCAUUUGAGCUUAUGAACAACAUGAUUAGUGGCGGUUAUUUUCCCAUUGCAACGACGUUUAAUUCAGUAAUUAUUGGGUUAUGUAAGGAGGGGAAAAUUGGCAGUGCAGUGAACCUGCUGGAGGAUUUGGUUGGAAGAGGUUGCUUGCCUGAUGUUGAGAGCUAUAAUGCUUUGGUUGAAGCUCUUAGUAGAAAAGGGGAGUUCCAAAAGGCUUUGUUGCUGCUUCUGCAAAUGGUGGAUAAAGGUGUUGUUCCUGAUUUUUGUACAUGGAACUCAUUAGUUCUGUGUCUUUGUCAAGAAAAAAUGUGGAAUUCAGUAUGUUCCGUGAACAUAAUCUGUGGGAAUGAAUGAAUUAGUGGACCUGGAUUUUAUUAAUGGUGUUUGGAAUUUAUGUAGGUCACAAAA
This is a messenger RNA of Rhododendron vialii, 2668 nucleotides long. RefSeq names its product pentatricopeptide repeat-containing protein At2g17525, mitochondrial. Lineage: Eukaryota; Viridiplantae; Streptophyta; Magnoliopsida; Ericales; Ericaceae. The record is from RefSeq and is a predicted model, not a curated record. Gene Ontology annotation, molecular function: protein binding. The transcript has a single exon. Bases 755 to 2614 code for a protein of 619 amino acids.